This is a messenger RNA of Rotaria sp. Silwood2, 375 nucleotides long. Lineage: Eukaryota; Metazoa; Rotifera; Eurotatoria; Philodinida; Philodinidae. The record is from the annotation of a GenBank genome assembly.
AUGGCAAAAACUUUUCAGGGUGGGCUUAAUGAAGUUACAGGUGGGCUGAGCCUACUUCAACCCAUCAGUGGUGCUGCCACUACAUAUGCUGUUUCAAUGGUGACGCCACUUAAAAUCAUCUGUGUAUGGAUUGAUAAAAAUGGACUUAUUUUUAAUCAACCAGAUUUAUCUUAUAAAAAAUUUUCAUCAAUAUUACAACCAUUAAUUUUAAAUUCAUCAUAUUUUUCUUCUUUAAUUAAAUAUAUUCAUUUUCAUGAAACUUAUUCAAAUUCUUUUUGUUUUCCUAAUCUCAAAUCACUUAAGAUUACUCGAUGUUUAUUAUCACAAUUAUUAAUUCAAAUAUUAUCUUUACUUAUUCAAUAUCAAUUGGAAUAA